This is a messenger RNA of Castor canadensis (American beaver), 1084 nucleotides long. NCBI's taxonomy places the organism in Eukaryota, Metazoa, Chordata, Mammalia, Rodentia, Castoridae. The record is from RefSeq and is a predicted model, not a curated record.
UUGGUCAGAUCCUGUGCUGAAGAUGUUUCCAGAACAACAGAAAGAGGAAUUCGUAAGCGUCUGGGUCCGAGAUCCCAGGAUUCAGAAGGAGGACUUCUGGCACUCUUACAUUGACUACGAGAUAUGCGUUCACACUAAUAGCAUGUGUUUUACAAUGAAAACAUCCUGUGUGCGAAGAAGAUACAGAGAAUUUGUGUGGCUGAGGCAAAGACUCCAAAGUAAUGCAUUGCUGGUACAACUGCCAGAACUUCCAUCUAAAAACCUGUUUUUCAACAUGAACAAUCGCCAGCAUGUUGAUCAGCGCCGUCAGGGUUUGGAAGAUUUCCUCAGAAAAGUCCUGCAGAACGCACUUUUGCUCUCAGACAGCAGCCUUCACCUCUUCCUGCAAAGCCACCUGAACUCCGAGGACAUCGAGGCUUGUGUUUCUGGGCAGACCAAGUACUCAGUGGAAGAAGCAAUCCACAAGUUUGCGUUGAUGAACCGACGCUUCCCUGAAGAAGACGAAGAAGGAAAAAAAGAACAUGACGCAGAUUAUGAUUCGGAAAGUUCAUCCUCUGGGCUGGGACACAGUAGCGACGAUAACAGUUCGCAUGGAUGUAAAAUAAGUACAGCUCCACAAGAAUCCUGAAAAGGAAUUCUCAUGUUACUCUCUUAGGAAUAGCGUGUGUCCAGUCAUAGAGGAAAACGCUUGCUAAUAGUAUAGUCUAACCUGAAGCUCACCGUCAUGACAUUAGGUAUUUGAAUUCAAGAGGCUGGGUUGUUUAUUAGUGGUAGGUGUUUUUAUGUUGUCUAAUUUUAGCCAAGCUUCUGUAUAAAGCAAAAAGUCUGUGAAUGCCAUACUACCCUGCAUCGCCAAACAGUCCCAGUAAACAAGAUCCUGCCCUCAGUUGAAAUGAUUUAUAUGUUUGAAAAAGACUUAGUUGGUUUUAUUGAAUUUCAAAAGAUAAGUACGUAGGUGUGUUUAAAAUCCAGAUACAGCAUUCCUGCUCUGUGAACCAGGCAGUUACUGUAGACGAGCAUAUGUGAUGUUAGCCAACAGGAAGGGUGACAGCGUGGAGCAGACCGUCUGGAAGGCAUGUGGCUG